Lytechinus pictus (painted urchin) is the source of this 2176-nucleotide messenger RNA. RefSeq names its product alpha-N-acetylgalactosamine-specific lectin-like. Bases 611 to 1114 code for a protein of 167 amino acids. Gene Ontology annotation, molecular function: signaling receptor activity. The transcript has 3 exons. Lineage: Eukaryota; Metazoa; Echinodermata; Echinoidea; Temnopleuroida; Toxopneustidae. The record is from RefSeq and is a predicted model, not a curated record.
AUGGUAUGCAGUCACGACGGGUUUACGCACAUAGUUUGCGCACUGCAUGGUACGACUCGAGUCGUGCCAAUGCGUGCCACGGAAUCGUGCAAUUUUUAUUGCCAACCUAGCUAUAGCAGCAUUAGCCUUCACGAAGAUGGUUCUAAAAUACAUUCACAACAGUUUGAGUAUGUUUUUUUUUCUUGAGGUCGGUUUCAACGUUCCAUCCGAUAGAUCAUUUUAAUGUUUAUCAUCAUCUGACUCUGGUCAUGUUGGUUUUAACGGUGAAUGGGACGCACAUUUCUGUCAUGCUAUAUUACGAUUGAUCGUACAAUUGCACGUAAGUUUACGAACAGAUUUAUGGAAACAGAGCCCUCGGUCGAUAACCCAAUGCACUAUGCAUUUCGUCACUCAAUUACAAUGGAGUAUCAUCUCAUAUCUUAUCUUCAUAUCAAUAUUAAUGAAAGACAUCUGAAUAAAGAAAACGUUUUCUCACAGGAGAGGAAUAUCGUCUUCAUCCAAAUCUACCAUUUCGUCAUAAUACUUCUGAUAUUCUACGUAUUCACUUCUUCUGGAUAAUUGGUAUAAAGUUGAGAAGACAAGUUAACCUGUCUGCAAAAGCUACCCUAAAAUGGAUUCUUUUAAGAAGGUAUUUCUUAUCCUAACCCUGACGACCUUCUUCAUGUGGGUUUCUGAAGGCGGAGACUGCAGGAAAUGCCCUGAAUAUUGGACGGAAAUGGAAGGAUACUGCUACCAGUACUUCGGCGGUAGACAGACGUUCGACGAUGCGAACACCAUCUGUCAGAGAACAGGAGCUCACUUAGUGAGCAUUCGAGACCAGACCGAAAACGAACUCAUCUACCACCUUUGGAAAGGACUUGUGAAACACCCUACUGAAAAGGAUUCCGCAUACUGGAUUGGUCUGCGUGAUACCCAUCAGGAAUCCGACUUUCAAUGGACAGACAAUACCCCUUACACGUAUUUCAAUUGGGGGCCCGGUCAGCCCGACAACGCCGGCGGUGAGGACUGCGUUGAAGUCCGUAACGACGGUGGCAAUGAUGCCGAGCGAAUGAGGUGGAAUGACUUGCCGUGCCAUCACAUCCGGGCCUUUUUCUGCCGCAUGCCACUCCCAUGAGUAUUCAUCGUCAACGAUUGCAAUUUUCGAUGUCGGAAAAAAGUAUAAUUUUCAUCGGUGGGAGGGGGAGGGGGGGGGGGGGUGGUUGCAAUAUUUCUGUAGUGCUACAAGAAAUUUCCUUACCUUUCAUAGCUAAUGGUGAGCAUGAUUAGAAAAAACACAAUUUUAUGGACCUAUUUAAAGGUCAAAGUCCACCCCAGAAAAAUGUUGAUUUGAAAAAUAAAGAAAAAUCAAACUAGCAUAACGCUGAAAAUUUCAUAAAAAUCGGAUGUGAAAUAAAAAAGCUAUGACAUUUUAAAGUUUCGCUUAUUUUUUACAAAACAGUGAUAUGUACAACUAAGUGACAAGCAAAUGAGACAGUCGAUGAUGUCCUCACUCAUUAUUUCUUUUGUUUUUUUAUUGUUUGUAUUAAACAAUAUUUCAUUUUUUACAGAUUUGACAAUAAGGACCAACUUGACUGAGCCAUAUGGUAUUAAACAAUGCUAAUUCCACAUGUUCAGGGAGGAAUUAAUCGUUGUUUCACUUGAAAAUGAGGAAAAUUUUUGAAAAUUUCAUAUGUCAUAUAUCAAAUACAAAAGGAAUACUAGUAGUGAGUGGAUGACGUCAUCAGUCUCAUCAUUUGCAUACUGACCAGGAUGUGCAUAUAACUGUUUUGUGAAAUUAAGCGAAACUUUAAAAUGUCAUAACUUUCUUAUUUUACAUCCGAUUUUGAUGAACUUUUCAGUAUUAUGCUUGUUGAAUUUUCUCUUUUUUAUUCAAAUCAACUCUUUGUUGGGUUGGACUUGUCCUUUAACUUGAUAUCAGGUUUUAUCAAAAUAUACUUAAUGUUGUGAUUUGGCGGUACCUUCUGACGGCGACCUGGCUCCUUUUUAGCAAUUAGCUCAAUAUGCCUUUAAUAUUGAUACACAAAGUAUAAAUUGAAUAGUCAUUGUCUGUCAUGAUACUUCAUCAUCAUUUUUUGGGGGCAACAAUACCUUAAUUUUGACCUUGCUUCAUUGAAAUUAUUAUCUUAUUCGGAACAGUUCAUUUCAACUUUGAAAUAAGACAUUGUAGAAACUAGCA